GUUUUAUUUUCUGAAUGUCUGUGAAGUAAAAUUUUAGGGUUUGAUUCUCAAGCCAUAAUCAUGUGGUUAUGCAUUUUUAGCUUGUGCACAUUUUUUUUCUAUCAUGCUUUUCCUUCCGCUCAACAUUCCACUAAUAUGCUUGAAAUACUUCAGCCGUCUGCUUGACAGCUAUCAUAGUCAAAUAUUUUGAUGAUUGUGUAGUCCAUGAAAUUUUAAUAAAAACGUACUUUUUAUUGGGCCUGGGCACUAAAUUUCAGGGUUUAAUUUGCUGUAAGCCACAACGAUCAAAAUGAACAGUGACAGACUCUUAAAGUAGAUCACCGUAAUGCAUGAGUUUUGUGUUUUAAAAAAAAAAAACUGUAUACAAGUUUCAUAAUUUUAUUCCAAUUGACUGAGAUCCACCUGUAGUUUUGGAAGAUCUGCGUCACAGAUUUAGUAAAUUCUUGGAAAACGUAGAAGCAGAGCGGGGCGUCAUGACGGGGUUUUCAGCUGUGAAAAUCGUUUAACUUGUUUGCUGGAGGUGUUUGUUCACUCUAUGAGCUUUUUAACUUCACAAAUGAGGAACUUAAGAGCACAGAGGAAGUUGGCCAAUAAUUGCAGGCUAGAUUUCUCAAUGCAGCCCUGUUCUUUUAGGAUGUUGAGCAGCAAAACUGAACAUGUCAUGCACGUCCCCCUCUCCGAGAAAAUGAGCUUUUGCACCUAGAAACCGAAAAGGAGUUCUGUCUGUGCUGCUUGGAUCCCGUAUUACUUACUUCAUCUGUGUGUCACAGAGUGAAUGAAACUGCUGACAGUGGACAUCUUUGCACAAGCUGCUGCCUUCCCUCUGUCUGUGAGUCCUUCGAUGGCUGCUGACGACUAUAAUCCCGUCUCCCUGAGGCACAAGUCGAAGAAGAAGCACCGAGGGGGCAAUGGUACCAUGAGUAGAAGACGAAUCUCCGUCAAAGAGCUCGGUCAACCGGACCACCAGGGAUGGCUUUACAGGAAGAAGGAGACCAAGGGUUUCCUGGGAAUCAAAUGGAAGAAGUACUGGUUUGUCCUUAAGAAGACUGCGCUCUACUGGUACACCAACCAGUUGGCGGAGAAAGCAGAGGGCUACAUUGACCUCGCAAACUUCGUGAUAGAUGUAGCCAUCGAGUGCAAGAAGAAGCAUGCAUUCAAAGCCUGCCAUCCUCAGGUCAUGAUGUUUUAUUUUGCUGCUGAGAACCACGAUGACAUGAAUCUAUGGUUGAACAAGCUCGGGCUGGCCUCCAUUAAUUAUGAGCAAACAGAUCAAACCACAGCAGCUGAGUGUUACAGUGAAGCCAGCGAUCACGAAGAGGCAGAGAGCACAGAGAUCCCCCCUCCGCCGUACUCGGAGCAGACCCUACGGGACUCUGUGGAUGCAUCUAAUCCACCUGGGAGCACACAUCAGGGUACUGUUCCACCACCAUAUUCUUCCACAGCUCCUGCAGAAGCCAGCGAUUCGCUCUCCUCCCCCGUCAGUACGAUGACGUCGCAGAGCUCCGCCUCUUCGCUCGCUAAGCAAAGGCAGUCCUGGAUGGAUCUUGUCUCAGAGGCGUCCUCUACUCCAGUCGGGGAGACAGCAGUGGUGUGCUCGGUCCAGGUCCACGCUCAACGACCGCCACAAGGGAGAACGGAAGUGGCAGCGUUGUCGGAAAGCUCGGUUCCUCGGAGCUCCACAGACUCAAAUGGGUCCAACAAAGAGAACCCCGUGGCUCACGGGGAGGAGCGGAGGGACGUUUUAGGUCCUCAAAGUGCAGGCAAUCGUGGGAAUAGCUCUGAUGAGAUGGAAAAGCUGUACAUUCAUCUAAAGGAGGCCAGCCUUUCACCAAUCGGGGAUCGGAAACCAUCCACGAAAAGGGAAUUCAGGGCUUCUUUUGUUAAACGCUGUAAAAACCAGACCGUUAACGAUAAGCUACACCAUAUCAGGGCGCUCAAUAGCACGCUAAAGUCUAAGGAGGCGGACUUGCAGGCAAUAGAGCAGGUGCUGUCUGACCCAGAGCUUACCUCAGACAAGUUCAGAGAGUGGAAGGAAGCCAACGUGCCAUUGAUGGUGGAGAUCUGUGUCAAAGACGACCACAAGGGGGCGCCAGACGCUGUGACAGCUGCAGCAUCAGUCACUGCUGCCCCUGUUGCAGAGACCAGUUUAUAAGAAGUCCCUGUGACUUAGUUUACUGUUUGGACUUGGACCUCAUGAUUACAUACACUCACUGCUGUGAUUUAGUCAGAUGACACUUCAGUUCCAUGUAAGCGCAUAUUUAACUGCUGUUUAACAUGCAUCUGUAAAGUGUUGUUUUGUUUUGUUUUUUCUUCUUUGUUUUAGGUUUCAUAUUGACUCGGAAACAUGAGCAAUACACAUGAAAAUGUGAUUUCUAUUUUACUUGGUAGAGUUGGCUAAUUUUUCAGAGCUUAGUCUUUUUAACAUUUUAAUUCACAGAACCUUUGCAUAAACUCUUGAUUGAAUGGAACGGAAUGCACGGAAACACUGUUUUUUUGUUGUUGUUUGUUUUUUGUUAUUGUUUUUUACUGUAUAAUUUAUCUACUUUGUUUUCAUCUGCAGGGAACAAAUUCCCAGAUAGUUGUUGUCUGCUAAUUAUUGGUGCCAUGCACCAUCUGUGCCUGUUACAAGCAAUCCAGGAGCCAUGAUUCUUUCCUCGUGCUGUAGAUGUCGCAUCAUGCUUUAUAUUAACUGUUCUGACUGAACAAUAAACCCUGUAGUUAGAAUAAAUUGCAUCCUGAUAAUUUCAGAUAAAUAGGAGUCAAAUUAUUGUCGCUAUGCAGUUUAAAACUCUAAAACACUAGACAUUUGCCUUGAGACCAUAAAUGUUGGCAGUAUGUUUAUUUUAGUGUGGGGAAAAAAAAUACUUGGUAGUAUUGUUUAGCAUUACUGCCCUGUAUGUGUACAGAAACUUUUCAAAAUAAAGAAAGCAAGCCUAAAGCUGCCUUAUCAUUCGGGAUGAACAUUUAUGCCUGGAUGCGUCAUAUUUUAAGUGUGCAAUCAGUAUUGGCUAAUGGAGUCUUUGCAAUGAAAUAUUAGUAUCAGCUGUCUUUCAGAUAUGGUCACAUUUUAACUGAGAGAAUCGUCCAAGUUUAAAUACAAAUGGGUAAAUAAUUCAACUCUAAAAUAUGUAAAAAAUAAAACUAAAGUGACAUUUAACUUCUCAUUAUCAAUAAACAGCAUCUCUUUUUAAAGAAGAGGUUUGUCAGCUUACAGUUUUGGCACUGUUCAUUUGUAACAAACCUUUACAAAUGAUAUUUGUCCUGUAAAACUAUUGUAAAAAUUUUUAUUUGAACUUUUCAUUAGAUUUGAGCUUAUCAAGCAGCAAGAAAUAUGUCCCUUAUGUGAUUUUCCAGGAACAGCUUUAGAUGCCUUAUUAAACCUUGAACAUGGAUUAUUACAGAUGUAGACAGUCCGGGCUGGCUCCAUGUGAACUUUUUUUUUAUACAUAUUUCCUUCAUGUUAUAGUUUAGUGUAAAUAUGUUAAUAAUGAAUGUGUAAUUGUAGUGUUUUUUUCUUUUGUUUUUGCUAUAAAAAGAAAUAAAGCAACACCAAAAUUUC
Messenger RNA from Poecilia reticulata (guppy), 3559 nucleotides. RefSeq names its product interaction protein for cytohesin exchange factors 1 (gene ipcef1). The record is from RefSeq and is a predicted model, not a curated record. Lineage: Eukaryota; Metazoa; Chordata; Actinopteri; Cyprinodontiformes; Poeciliidae.